Molecule: messenger RNA, 1530 nt
Organism: Phaeoacremonium minimum UCRPA7
Lineage: Eukaryota; Fungi; Ascomycota; Sordariomycetes; Togniniales; Togniniaceae
Product: putative diacylglycerol kinase catalytic domain-containing protein
Exons: 1
Coding region: 1-1530 (509 amino acids)
Biological process (GO): sphingosine biosynthetic process
Cellular component (GO): membrane; cytoplasm; intracellular membrane-bounded organelle
Source: RefSeq, a predicted model, not a curated record
AUGGCCGUUCACAUGCCGCCGGAUGCCGGUUCUAUCCACCAAGUACAACUCCCCGACGAUAUCAGAUAUAGUGACGGUGAGCUCACCUGGUCGUCACAAAAUGGAAAGGCAGACGAUGCACUUGGUCAUCUGAAGGAUGAAGAAAUCAUAGCAAUUUUAGAUUCAACCACCGAAGACCAAGGUUACUCGAUAUUCAGCUUGCGGCAAGGUUCUGGAGAUGUCGAAGAACCAUUCCAAUUGUCAGCAUUCUCCGCACAGAAACUGCCGCAAGAUGUACUAGAUAAACAUCGCUUGAAGACCCUCCCGGAUUCUUUGAGAGUUGAUGGUAAAUCUGAUUUACAUGUCAUCAUAUCCACACGGUCGGGAACCGGUCUAGCAGAGCCGUUCUACAACUCAGUGCUGCAACCACUCUUGGAAGUGCUUGGUCUGAAGGAUGCGACGGCGUUAACGUCCACGGAAUCGGCGGAAACGCCAUCACAUCAGACAAAGGGCUAUCAUGUUACCGUCACGAAGGACUCGCAAACCAUCCGAGAAUUUGCACAGGCCCGAUGGGGCAAUGACGGCCGCUCAGUCUCAGGGGAUGCGGCUGGCUCCAGCGAGACCAUCGUACUCCUGAGUGGCGAUGGUGGAGUUGUUGAUCUCCUGAAUGGCUGCGAUGAGCCUGUCUAUAGGGAGCCCCGGCCUACUAUCGCGCUUCUCCCGUUGGGCACUGGUAAUGCGCUCUUCCACUCUCUUCACAAGCCACAAUACAUGGCAACCGAUGCUCCGGUUCCGUCUCCGUUCGUCCUAGCUCUACGAACGCUUCUGAAAGGGGUGUCUGCACCGCUACCUACGUUCCAGGCAUCCUUCUCGCCCGGAUCGCACAUCAUCUCGUACUCGCCACCGCCGGCAGCAGUGAAUGCGGACCCAGAGGUGGGACUGCAGAAGGAGCCGAAGCGUGUAGAUCAAUUGUACGGUGCUAUUGUUGCCAGCUACGGAUUUCACUCCCAGCUGGUCUGGGAGAGCGAUACGCCUGAAUACCGCAAGCACGGCGAGAAGCGCUUCGGUAUGGUCGCACAGGAGCUUCUGAAGGAAAGCCAUGUCUACGAUGCCACUGUUGAGACGUUGACAGGAGGCAAGUCUCAGCUUGUGACAUUCGAGAAUACAAAAUUCAACUACAUACUUGCUACUCUGGUGUCAAAUCUCGAGAAGACAUUUGCUAUCUCCCCUAAAAGCAAACCAUUAGAUGGGCAGUUGCGUCUGGUGCACUUUGGCGAUGUUGGGGGCGCAAAGACGAUGGAUAUCAUGAUGCAGGCUUACAACAAUGGCAGCCAUGUUGGAAUGACCUGGACGAAGGAGGACGGGACGGAGGAUAAGGUCGGGUAUGAGGCAAUUGAUGAGGUCAAGGUCACUACACUGGAGGAUAAUGAUAGAUGGAGGAAAGUCUGCAUUGAUGGCACAAUCGUCGAGAUUCCUCAAGGAGGUUCGAUGACUGUCAAGACGAUGCCCGAGUCGAAAUUCCAGGUUUUAGUAGGUCCAUCAGUCUUGUAG